Colletotrichum orchidophilum is the source of this 1686-nucleotide messenger RNA. RefSeq lists its product as uncharacterized. NCBI's taxonomy places the organism in Eukaryota, Fungi, Ascomycota, Sordariomycetes, Glomerellales, Glomerellaceae. Gene Ontology annotation, molecular function: monooxygenase activity; iron ion binding; oxidoreductase activity, acting on paired donors, with incorporation or reduction of molecular oxygen. The record is from RefSeq and is a predicted model, not a curated record. The transcript is spliced from 7 exons. The coding region runs from base 1 to 1686 and encodes 561 amino acids.
AUGGCGAUACAGGAUCUCCUCUCGGGCCUCACCCUCGGCCCGGCGCAGCUCGCGGCUCUGCUGUCCAGCCUCUGGCUGCUGUACGCCGUCCAGCUUGGCGUCCGACGACUCUACUUCAGCCCCAUCUCCCACGUUCCCGGGCCGAGGCUGGCGGCUCUGACGCAGCUGUACGAAUUCUACUAUGACAUCGUCCUGGGAGGCCAGUACACGUUCAAGAUCAUCGAGCUGCACCGGCAAUACGGGCCCGUCGUGCGCAUCAGCCCGUGGGAGGUCCACGUGGGCGACCCAGAGUUCUUUUCGGAGCUCUAUACGGGGCCGAGCAGGCCGAGAGAGAAGUGGGCGUUUUAUACGCAGCAGUUUGGAUCCCCUGAGAGCGCAUUGGCGACGGUGAACCAUGACCACCACAAACUGAGACGCGCGGCGCUGAAUCCCUUCUUUUCGACGCAGACGGUUCGCAAACUGCAGCCUGUCAUCGAAGAACGGGUUGAUGCGCUGCUCGACCGUCUUUUGGAACUCAGCAAGAGGUCGGACGAACCCGUGGAUGUAAUGUACCCAUUCUCGGCCUUCACCAACGAUGUCAUCAACGAAUACAGCUUCGCCCGGAGUGAUCACCUGAUCGAGGACGAGACGUUUGGCAAGGUGGUUACUGACAACCUCCUCAUGGGCACACAUCUAGGGCCAAUGAUCAAGCACAUGAACUGGGCCCUGACGCUGAUCAACGCACUACCCGAGUCCUUCUCCGGACGUUUCAUUCCUGGCUGGGGCGGCUUCCUCAAGAUGAAGAACGACAUCAAGGACCAAAUCGCCGAGAUCAAAGCCACGCAGGAUACGGAAAAGUGGCAACUGGACGUCAGCCACCCGACAAUCUUCCACGACAUGCUGUCCUCGAAGCUCUUGCCUCCCCGGGAGAAGACGGUAUCCCGCCUUGCGCAGGAUGGUCAGAUUCUGGUGCAGGGCGGCACGCUCACGACGUCGUGGACGCUGUCCCUGGCCGUGUUCCACCUCCUCAACCGGCCGUCGACGCUGCGUCGGCUGCGCGACGAGCUCUUUUCCGCGAUCCCGGACCGUGACGCCGUGAUCCCGCUGGCGGAGCUCGAGAAUUUGCCGUACCUGCGUGGGGUCGUCAAGGAGUCUUUGCGUCUGGGAUUCGGCACGAGUUCGCGGCUGGCGAGGGUGUGUCCCGAGGAGACGCUGGUGUACCACGACAGAGGACAGGACGGCGAUACCGGCAAUGGCACGACGGUGCACCUCCCGCCGGGGACGGUGAUUGGCAUGAGCACGUACAAGACGCAGACGGACCCGCGGAUCUACUACGACCCGUUCGGGUUCCACCCGGAGCGGUGGGUCGAGGACGGCGAGCGGCUGGAAAAGUACCUGACCGUCUUCUGCGGCGGCACGCGCGUCUGUCUCGGGAUGGCGCUCGCGCAGGCGGAGCUGUACCUCAUGCUGGCGAAGCUCUUCCGGCGGUGGGGCGGGGCGGGCGUCGUCGUGGACGGCAGCAGCGGCGGGAAGGAAGAGGACGACGACCGGCGGGCGGGCGACGUGGGCGUCGUCAAGAUUUUCGAGACGACGGUGAGAGAUUGUGAGAUGGCGGCGGAUUACUUUAUUCCGAUUCCCUACAAGAAUUCCAAGGGGAUUCGUGUCGUGUUUGAAAGCAGUGACAACACCGACGGCGGUCAUAGUUAG